AUGGCUUCUUCAACAUUAACUACGACGGCGUCGUCCACUGCGAGCCCAACGGGGAACCCUGGUGGCAAUGGAGGUUCUGGUCCUAGUUCGCCACUACUCUUUUUCGUCGCUCUCGGCUUUGGUGUCGUCUUUACAAACUUAUGGAUUAUCGUUGGUGUCAAAUACUGCUUCCGAUAUAACCAGCGCAAUAGACAGCGCAUGAAUGGCGAAGAUCCGGACGGAGUGGAUCUCGCAGCGAUGCCUCGACAACACCGCCGCAGGCGCGAGAAGAAGCUCAUGACCAUCGAGGAAGUCAACGAAAAAUUCCCUCUGACCAAAUACAAAACGUGGCGUUCGAAUCGUGCCGAUGAAGGCCUGCCCACUGCUGGAGGGAUUACUACUGCUUCUCGACCGGCUAGCAUACACAAUGCUCAACGAGAUUCCAAAGAGUCAAAGGAAAUGGAAGCCCAGGAAUUGGCACAUGCACAAACCAACACUUCGUCCGAGGAGAAAACGCCCGAGCAUGGCGAACCAGAGCUUGUAGAGGCUGAAAAGAGUGACACGGAAAACCGGCCAGUCACGCCGUCCCGGCCCAAAUCCAGUCCAUCCACGGUGACACCAGGUACUCCGGUACACAAAGUCACCAGUCACGAUGACGAGGACGAAGACGAAGAACGCAUCCAGACGGCCCUUCCGCCCGAGCAAUUACCUGAUCCCGGCGAUGCUUGUGCCAUUUGUAUUGACAACAUCGACGAUGACGACGAUAUACCGGAUUAUUACGUCCCCAAACCUCGACCCGAAGGUGCCGAAGUGCACCCAACAAACCUGCAGCCGCCUCCAACGGCAUUCUCAAUUAUCGGAAAUGGACGACCAGGCCGAAGACCGGCAAUGAUCAUACCGGGGCGAUUUAUGAGCAUCGUGUAUCAUGAUCGCGAUCGACAUGGAUUUCCACUCGUGGUGCGUGCGGAGCGGACAGAUCAGUCAAAUCGAGAACAAAGUCGGAGGCAACAAGGAGACAGAUUACCAAGCUCAAAUACAGCUGCGGGUCACGAAGGCGUCGAUACUCCGUCGUCACGGAGACCACGGUUUGGCUUCAGAAUACCAGGUCUAAGUCGACCAGCCCAGACACAAACGGCGGCUCCGGAAGCCCUGCCUACGCCUUCGCAGCUUGAAGCUGGAAGAUGA
Fonsecaea monophora is the source of this 1164-nucleotide messenger RNA. RefSeq lists its product as hypothetical. The coding region runs from base 1 to 1164 and encodes 387 amino acids. The transcript is spliced from 3 exons. Lineage: Eukaryota; Fungi; Ascomycota; Eurotiomycetes; Chaetothyriales; Herpotrichiellaceae. The record is from RefSeq and is a predicted model, not a curated record.